This is a messenger RNA of Populus nigra (black poplar), 4420 nucleotides long. RefSeq names its product NAD kinase 2, chloroplastic-like. The record is from RefSeq and is a predicted model, not a curated record. Gene Ontology annotation, molecular function: NAD+ kinase activity. The transcript has 8 exons. Gene Ontology annotation, biological process: NAD+ metabolic process; NADP+ biosynthetic process. Lineage: Eukaryota; Viridiplantae; Streptophyta; Magnoliopsida; Malpighiales; Salicaceae. Bases 1597 to 4146 code for a protein of 849 amino acids.
AGCUUCGUAACAGAGACAGUAAACUGGUGGGUUGUGGGUUUGAUUUGCAAAGAAAGGAGAGGUUAAAGAGAAAGCUUAAGUUUGUCGUCAGUGCGGAGUUAUCCAAGUCUUUCUCUGCGAACUUGGGUUUGGACUCUAAGAUUGGCAUGAUUUCUGUGACUUGGAAACUUUUACUCGUGAAUAUUUGAUGUUGCCCGUAUUGAAACUCUUGGAUCAGCUAAUGGGUUUUUAUACUGAGUAUUAUGACCGAACUUCAAUUUUUGAUUCGCACUUCAUGUAAUUUCUCAAUUGGAAUUAAUUUAAAACCCGCUGAGUAGUGAGAACCAUGCUUGUUGAAUUCAAAAUUUCAAUGAGCUUGGUACUGUAACUAGUUAAUUGUACUCUUAAGUAGAUAAUUGUGAUUGAAACAACAAUGUUGUUAAGUUAUUUUGUCUUUGAAAGUGAGAGAGAUUUGCUAGGAAAAAACUAAAGAAGAGCUUCUGGGCAUAAUUAUCUGUUUUUCCUUCUUUCCAACAACCAAUCUGGGCUUUAAACAUAGUUAUAGACAUGAAAUAGCAAACCUGUAUGAUUAGUCAAAAUUAGACGUUUUAGUGAACUCGUUACAUCCCCAUAAAACUAUGGAAACUAUUGUAUCGAGUUUAUUCACAAUAAAUGCGUUUUCUAGCAUUUGACUCCGUACCACUGAAAGGUUUAGUGUACACUUGAACUUAAAAGAUAACCUAAUAAGGCGAAAUAAUGCUUGGAUAAUGAUAAUGGGUUUACACGGAUCUUUUUGGGUUGAAAGCACACAUCAAAAUGACAUUGAUGUAAAUUGACAAGGUAACAUUUCCAUUUUUUCAUCAGAAGAGGUGUAUCCUUUGAGCUAGGGCAAGGCCCAUCAUCAGAAGCUGUCAAAUUAGAGAAACUGAGUUUGAAAACUUAAUUGUGGGAUUGAAUAAAGGAAGUGGCCACUAACAUUCUGCUCCCUUUUUCAGCUGUUCUUACUCUCACAAUCUUGUUUUCUUAGUGCUCAUGGUUAUCCACUUACAUGUUACUUUCACAUCCUACCUGAUGUUGCUAUUUCCCUUUUUAUCAAUUUAUCUGCAUCAACAAGAAUAAUUUUUCUCAUUUUCUAGGUAUGUUGUAUUAUUUCCACUUUGUGUGUUUUGGUUCUUACUUAUUUUCUAUCUAAUAUGUAUGGUUGAUAUAAAAGAUGGUGAUUUAGGGUCUGUUUGGGAAUGCCGUGACUUUUAGUUGUGGCUGUGGCUUCUCAAAAGCUACAAAUUGUAGCUUCUGAAAAUGACUGUAAAGUCAUGUGUGGAAGGGGUUGUGAUAUUAGCUUUUAAGUAUUACCAAACACUUUGGAAUUUUACCUUUGAAUAAAAAGCCAUGGAAUGUAAACAAAAGCCAAAAGCUAGUGAUUCCCAAACGGGCACUUAAUGAUUUAGGAAAGAUAUCCAUAUGAUAGACUGACAUGUAUAUAUAUUUGAUUAGAAGAUCGGUCAGUCUCAUGAUCCAUCACAGCUGCCCUGGAUUGGUCCAGUUCCCGGGGACAUUGCUGAAGUCGAGGCUUAUUGUAGAAUAUUUAGAGCAGCUGAACAGCUUCAUGCUGCAUUGAUGGAUACAUUGUGCAAUCCAUUGACUGGAGAGUGUAAAAUUUCUUAUGAUUUUACACCAGAGGAAAAGCCAUUGUUGGAAGAUAAAAUAGUAUCUGUGCUUGGCAGCAUCCUUUCGCUUUUGAAUAAAGGAAGAGAAGAUGUUCUUUCUGGAAGAUCUUCCAUCAUGAGUUCCUUUCGGGGUGCAGAAGUAAGUGCAAUGGAGGAUAAACUUCCACCUCUAGCCAUUUUCAGGAGUGAGAUGAAAAGGUGCUGUGAGAGUUUGCAUGUUGCUCUUGAAAACUAUUUGGCACCUGACUAUGAUCGAAGCCUGGAUGUAUGGAGGAAACUGCAGAGGUUGAAGAAUGUAUGUUAUGAUUCUGGUUUUCCCCGGCUUGAUGAUUGUCCUUGUCAUAUGCUGUUUGCAAAUUGGAAUGCAGUUUAUUUAUCCACUUCUAAAGAAGAUCUAAUGUCCAAAAAUUCUGAGGCUGCAUUUUGGAGGGGUGGGCAGGUAACAGAGGAAGGUCUAAAGUGGUUACUGGAGAGAGGAUUCAAGACCAUUGUAGAUCUUAGGGCGGAAAUUAUUAAGGAUAACUUGUAUGAAGCAGAGGUAGCUGAUGCUAUUGCAGCUGGGAAGGUUGAAUUGAUUAAAAUUCCUGUUGAAGUUAGGACAGCACCUUCAAUGGAGCAGGUUGAAAAGUUUGCUUCUUUGGUUUCAGAUUUCAGCAAAAAGCCCAUCUAUCUCCACAGCAAGGAAGGAGUAUGGAGAACUUCUGCUAUGGUCUCCAGAUGGAGGCAGUAUAUGACUCGCAGUGCAUCUCAGAUUACCACUCAGAGAGAUGUGGGAAGUAGGCCGGGACCUUCCAUCAUCAUUAGAGGGGGGUCCCUCUCAGGACAGGAAAAUGGAUCUCUGCCAGAGGCUUUGGAUAAAGAUCAUGGUUCAAAUGGAGCGUCUAAUGAAGUUGUCUCUCCAAAGGAUGAAAACGGUCAGAGCAUUAACGGGGCAUACAAUGACCAUGCUUCUGUUCAGGGUUCUAUUCCAUUAGAAAUGGUAGAUAAUGGGGUCGGAUUCUCAGCAAAUAUCUCCAUGGAAGCUGACCCUCUGAAGGCUCAGGUCCCUCCUUACGAUUUCUUUUCCAAAGCAGAGAUGUCCAGAUUUUUCCAAACUAAAAAAAUCACACCUCCAACAUACUCUAAGUAUCAGUUGAAAGGGUUUGAAAAGUUGCUUGUUUCUAGAAAGACAGGUGUUGUGACAGUCCCAAAAGUUGAUGGUAUUGAUCCCGAGUUAGGGUUCGUGGAGGCAAAAAGAUCCUAUGGAUUAGUAAGAGGUAAAAAUGCAUCUCCAAAGCCUCAGAGCUCACCUGCUGACAGUGCCAAGCAUCUGAAUGGCAGUAGUAAUACUUCUGCUGGUUCAGGCAAUGGUGUUGUUUCCUCAGCCUCCAGUGAUGAUGACAUGUGCACUAUUGAAGGAAACAUGUGUGCUUCUGCAACUGGUGUUGUGAGGGUGCAGUCAAGAAGGAAAGCAGAGAUGUUUCUAGUGCGGACAGAUGGAUUCUCUUGUACCAGAGAGCAGGUAACAGAAUCUUCCUUGGCCUUCACUCAUCCUAGCACCCAGCAACAGAUGCUUAUGUGGAAAACUACGCCAAAGACAGUAUUGUUGCUGAAGAAGCUGGGGAAAGAACUCAUGGAAGAAGCAAAAGAGGUUGCCUCCUUCUUGUAUCACCAAGAGAAAAUGAAUGUUCUUGUUGAACCUGAUGUUCAUGACAUAUUUGCUAGAAUUCCAGGGUUUGGAUUUGUUCAGACCUUUUAUAGUCAAGAUACCAGUGAUCUUCAUGAGAGGGUUGAUUUUGUGGCAUGCCUGGGGGGAGAUGGGGUUAUACUACAUGCAUCAAAUUUAUUUCGAGGGGCGGUUCCACCUGUUGUGUCCUUCAACCUUGGAUCUCUUGGAUUUCUGACUUCUCAUUAUUUUGAAGACUACAGGCAGGACUUGAGACAGGUUAUUCAUGGGAAUAAGACCUUGGACGGUGUUUAUAUAACUCUUAGAAUGCGCCUCCGGUGCGAAAUUUUUCGCAAUGGUAAAGCAGUGCCUGGGAAAGUUUUUGAUGUCUUAAAUGAGGUGGUAGUUGAUCGGGGUUCUAAUCCAUAUCUUUCUAAGAUUGAAUGCUAUGAACAUGACCGACUUAUAACCAAGGUGCAAGGUGAUGGAGUCAUAGUGGCCACACCUACAGGAAGCACUGCUUAUUCCACAGCCGCAGGAGGUUCCAUGGUGCAUCCAAAUGUUCCUUGCAUGCUGUUUACCCCUAUCUGCCCGCAUUCUCUGUCAUUUAGGCCAGUCAUCCUUCCAGAUUCUGCAAGACUUGAAUUGAAGAUUCCAGAGGAUGCUCGAAGUAAUGCAUGGGUCUCUUUUGAUGGGAAGAGGAGGCAGCAACUCUCAAGAGGGGAUUCGGUCCGGAUAUCUAUGAGCCAGCACCCGCUUCCAACAGUCAACAAAUCUGAUCAAACAGGUGAUUGGUUUCACAGCUUGAUCCGCUGUCUAAACUGGAAUGAGAGACUAGAUCAGAAGGCCCUUUGAAGCUCAGAAACUGAAGAGAAACCUGCUCCAUUUUCAACCCAGGAUCGAGGUUUGUGUAAAUUUCUAUACAGAUUGUAAAUUAGGCUACUAAAGAAAAUUGAACAUACAGUGAGUAAAUACUAUUCAUUAGUCAUUACAAACAUUGGCUCCCACAUGAGGAUAGGGCUUGCCAUUUUCUUCUUCUUGUUCUUGUCGAUAAUGAUAAUGCAAGUAUAUACUAUGAAUGACUAUUGGCAAUAGAAACAUAACCUUUCAGCUUUGGCUGGACCUACAA